Molecule: messenger RNA, 5475 nt
Organism: Closterium sp. Yama58-4
Lineage: Eukaryota; Viridiplantae; Streptophyta; Zygnematophyceae; Desmidiales; Closteriaceae
Source: the annotation of a GenBank genome assembly
AUGUCUAGCCGCGGGGGCGCUGGCGCUGGGGGGCGGCGGAAGGAGGAGGAGGAGGGCAGGGCGCGGCACAGGGUCCCGGGGGGGAAAAAGCCCUCCGCGACUUCCGCCACUGCGCCUGCAGCAGGGGGAGGCGCGGACCGUGGGGGGGACGGGGAGCUGCUGCGGACGGUGUCUGGCGCGUCCACUGAUUCGUCUAAGGGGAGAGGCAGGCGCGCAGCCGCGCAGGGGGAAGGAGGGGAGGAGGGGCGCGCGGGGCGGGUGAGGGGCGGCGGACUGGGGGAGCACGCGGAGGGGAUGGAGGGGGCGCAUGAUGACGAGGACGCCCACAGGAAGAAGAAAGAAGCCAAGCGCUCUGCGCGGAAGGAAGCGCUAGAGGAGAUGCGCGCGGAGGUGGAGCAGCUGCGGGAGCAGCUGAGGGACGCGGGGGAGAAGGCUAAGGACGCGGACGACAGGGCGCGCGAGGAGGCGCGGAAGCGCCAAUACGUAGAGGCGGUAAUGGCGGAGCUAGAGGAGCAGAUGCAGGCGGAAACAGGAAGGCGCGAAGCCGCGGAAAAAGCGCUCAAAGAGGCGCGGCGGAAGCUGGAGCGCGCGGAGGGGGGCGCGGGGGGCGCGGGGGGCGCGGAGGGGAAGGAGAAGCGGGGCGGAGCGGGGGGAGAGGUGGCGGAGCUGGAGGUGCGGUUGGAAGAGGCGGAGAGGCGUUGGGAGGAGGAGAGGGACCGGGCUUUGGAGCUAGAGCAGGAGUUACAGAUGGUAGACGAAGAGAUGAAACUAGAGAGGGAGUCUAUGCGGGAAAGUAUGGCUGCUUAUGCUAAGGGCAUGGAGGAUCUAGCUACGCAAGCUGAGGAUGAUUUUAGGAGGCAGAUUGACGAUUUGAAGGAUGACCUGGAACGCGCGAAUGCUGAGCUGGACGCGGUUAGGGAUGAGCUGGACAGGGCGAAUGGUGACGUGGAAAAGGGGAGGGAUGAGCUGGAGAGGGCGCGGGAUGAGGUGGAGGGCAUGCGCGCGCGGGUGGAGGAGGCGGAGCGCACGGCGCAGGCUGCUGUGCGGAAGGUGCUGGAGGAGAAGGGGCGGCGGGAGGAGGCGGAGGGGGAGGCGGAGGAGUGGCGGAAGAAGGCGGAGAGCAGUGCGCGCGGAGAAGGGGGGGCUGGGGGAAGCGGAGAAGAGGGGGAAAAGAGCGAGCAGAGCGAGAAGAGUGAGAAGAGUGAGGGUGAGAAGGGCGAGAAGGGUGAGAAGAGUGAGGAAGAAGCGAAGGCAGGGGCCGGCAGGAUUGUGGAGUUGGAGAAUGAAUUAGAGGACCUAAGAGAUAGGAUAGAGGCUGCUGAAGCACAGAAGGCGAAUCUGCUGGAGCGGUGGGAGGAGGGCGAGCAGCGCAGGCAGGAAGCGGAGCAGCAGCGCGAUAAGGCAGAGGCAGCAAGGAGAGCUCUCGAGGCGCAGGUGAUUGAGCUCGAGGCGCAGGUGGUGCAGCAGAGGGCGCAGGUGGAGGAGGCGGAGGGGCGGCAGCGGACGCUCGAGGCGCAGGUGAAAGAGCUCGAGGCGCAGGUGGUGGAGCUGGGCGCGCAGGUGGGGGUGCAGCGGGAGAGGGCGGGGGAGGCGGAGGCGGAAACGAGGGCGCUGAAAGCGCAAGUGGCGGAGGCGGAAACACAGCUGGGGGCGGAGAGGGGGAAAGCGGGGGAGCUGGCGAUUCAGCUGGGGAAGCAGCGGGCAAAGGCGGAGGAGGCAGAGCGAGCAAUGGGGGAACUCGAUUCGAAGCUGGGGCAACAGAGGGAGAGGGGCGGGGAGGCGGAGGGGGAGGUGCGGGAGGUUACUGCAAAGCUGGAGCAGCAGAGGGCACGCGCGGAGGCAGCAGAGAGAGAGUUAGAAGAGGUCAAAUCCGAGCUAGCACAGCUGAAGACCGAGCAAGGGCAGCUGGGACAGCUGCGGGAACGGGUAGAAGAAGCAGAGCGGGAGAGCAGGGAGCUGGAGGGGAAGCUGGAGCGGCAGAGGGUGCGGGCGGAAGAGGCGGAGGGGGCGGCUAGGCGGGUGGCGGAGGAGAUGGGCGCGGAACUGGCGGGCAUGCGCGAGCGAAUGGUGGAGUACGUGAUGGGGCGCAAGACAGCGGAGCAUAGGGAGAGAGAGGCAGGUGCGAGGUGCGAGGAGGAGAGGGGGAGACGGGAGGAGGCGGAGAGGAGGGUGAGGGAGCUGGAGGAGGAGGUGCAGAGAGGGAAGGCGGCGGAGGAGAGGGUGAGGGAGCUUGGAGAGAGGGUGGUGCAGGCGGCGGUUGUGGGGGCGAGUGCGGGUGGGAGGGUGGAGGGGAGUGUGGACGAGGGGAAAGAAGGUGAAGGGAAGGAGGGUGAGGGGAAGAAGGGGGAGGAGGUGGGGGCGGAGGGGGGAGCGGUAAAAGGAGAGGAAGGGGAGUCAGAGCUGGAGGAUCUGAGGAAGCAGUGUGCCCAGGCGUUGAGAGGCAGGGGAAACAGAGCUGGAAGGUCUGAGGAAGCAGUGCGCCCAGGCGUUGAGGCAACUGGAGGAUGCAGUGGAGGUGCAAUCAAGCCUAGAGCAAGAAUUAGACUAUCUGUAUCUAGAGUUACAGCACGAGCAGGAGCUGUCCACGGAGGUGGCGCUGGUGGCGGAGGAGGAGUGGCGGGGCUAUCCUCUCUUGCACUUGCUCACCACUUUCGUCCCUUCCCACCCCCAUUCUGCAGGCAAUUAGAGGAUGCAGCAGAAGUCCAGUCAAGCCUAGAGCAGGAACUGGACCACCUGUAUUUGGAGUUGCAGCACGAGCAGGAGCUGUCAACGGAGGUGGCGCUGGUGGCGGAGGAGGAGUGGCGGGGCAGGCAGGACGCCCUGCGCGCUCUGGCAGAGGCGCACAGGCAGCUCGAGGCCCUCGGCGCCCUCGGCAGUGACGCUGCUGCCGCCGCUGCCGCCGCCGCUGCCAGCGGUGGCAUUUCUGCUGCGUUCUCAGCUGGUGCUAGUGGUGGUGGUGCAGGGGGGGAAUACGAGGGGCCUGUUGCGGCGGAGAGGCAGGACAGCUGGGCGAGGCGGAGGGCAGGGGACGCGCCCCUGCUGCCUCCGCGGCCCAAGCUCCCUGCCGCUGGUGACAGCCCCCGAGAUGCCUCCGCUGCCGCCACUGGUGCUGAAAAAUCAGGCAGAUUCUCGCAACCACAACAGCAGCAGCAGGGCGAGGGCAGGGCCGGGGGCAGGGCCGAGGGCAGGGUCGAGGGCAGGGGCGAGGGUAGGAGCGAGAGCAAGGGGUCGGGCGGGUUGGGGCUGGAGCGCACGUCGUCAGACAUGCUGUCGUACGUGCACGGUGCGUCGGAGCUGCUCAAGGGGCUGGCUAGGCCGGACGAGGGCGUGAGCAUGGGCAUCAAGCUGCUCGCGCUCAAGAAGGGCCUCUCCUACAGCCGCGCCGUGUCUGAGUCCCUGCGCACUGACGCUGGCGUGGGAGCGGGCGGAUCGGGCGGGUCGGGCGAAGCAGGGAGUGUGACUCCUCCUGGUGUGAGCAGUGAGGCAGGGGGGGCAGGAGCGGGAGGGGCAGCGGGAGGGGCAGGAGCAGCACCUGCAGGGGCGACACCAGCAGGGGCACUGGCACCGGCCGCACACGCGUCUGCCAAGGCGGGGCGAAUCAGUCGCUCUGCCUCGCGGCGGCUGAGCGUCUCUCUGCUGUCCCCGCGCUCGGCAGUGCAGCAGCGGUGGGAGCAGCUGUCAGCGUCGCUCAUAGCAGAGCGCGAGGCGCAGGCAGCGUCAGGGCCCGCCAGGUGGGGCCCCUGGCUGCAUGACCGUGGGCCCUGGUGGCCCUCUGUUUCUCCUGGCGUCCCAGGUGUUUCUCCAGGUGUUUUCCCAGGUGCUCCAGGGGUUUCGCCAGGUGGUUUGGUGGCGGGAGUAGGCGUGGGGCGGGGGGAAGCAGGGGAUGUAGCAGCAGGGGCGGCAGGGGCGGCAGCAGGGGCGGCAGGGGCGGCAGCAGGGGGGCAGUCGGGGCGACAUUGGUUGGCGUUUGUGCACGUGAUGCUACAGCUGUCUCUGCACCGAGUGGGGUUGCUAGAGGAACGUUUACAGGCGGCUGUAGCGGCUGCAGCGGCGGCUGCUGCUACAGCCGAAGCAGCCAAGGCAGCGGCUGUAGCAGGCGAGAGUGUGAGUGGGGCCGCUGCUGGCGCGGCUGUAGCAGAGGCAGCAGGAGUUAGCACUGCAGCUGUUACAGCUAAAGCUACAGCUGGUGACAGUAAGGAGGGCGCAGGAGAAAAAGAUCUGGUCAGCACAGCAGGGGCGGCAGGAGCAGCUGGAGCGAGAGCAGGGGAAGUGAAGAAGCCGUUUUUGCAUAUCUUUGUGGGGGAUAGCGCUGCUAAGGACGAGGGGACUGGGGCAGACGCGUCAGCAGUACAGGCAGUUGAUAAGACAGCAGAGAUUGCAAGGGCUGAGUGUAAAACACAGGAGCAGACAGAGAAGGAGCAGCAGGCAGCAAAGGGCGCAGCAGAGAAGGCAGCAGAGGAGGCAGCAGGGGAGGCAGAGGAGGAGGUCGAGGAUGUGAAUGAAAUGAGCGAGGAGCGGCGGGAGAAGGAGGAUGGGAUGGCGUCCCCUAUGGUGCGGGAUGGCAGGCCGGGCGGCAGGAGGGCUGUGGACAAGCGAGUGGAGGCACAGAGAGCAGCAGUGGAGGCCAAGGAAGCAGAGCUAGCACACGUGAUGCAGCAGCUCAGGACAGUCGACUCGCGCAUCGAGCAACUGCUGUCUGCAGAGCCGCCCUCCCCUCCCCGCGCUGCUGCUCCUCAGAGUGGAGGCCUGUUUGCAGCUACUGGCUCUCUCUUCUCCUCUAUGAUGCCGCGUGCUGCCACCGUCACUCUGCCUCAAGCUUCCAAGGCCCCUGUCGUGGCCAAACCCUCACUCCAGCCUCUUCAGUUUGCACAGAUGCUCUCCCUCUCCCUCACCCCGACUGCUACGGUUCAGUCUGUUAAAAGCAGCAGCAUUGCCACCACCACCAAUGCCACCACCACCGGCAGCAACACAUCUGCACCGCAGCCAACCCAGGCCGCUGCCCUCCCUGCCCCACACCCUGUCGACCUGCCAGCUCAGCAUCUGCCACCUCAGCACGCACCAGCGCAGCAACAACCUCUGGUCGUGGAACUUCAGCCACUCAACGUGCCACAUCAGCAGCAGCACCGGCAGUCCCAGGAUCUUACCCCAUACGGGCAGUCAGUCGGGCAGCCCGGGCAGGUCCCUGUGCAGCAGGAAACAUUCUACAGGCACGACGAGCCAGCAUACCCGGACGCAGGAUACAGGUCCGGGCACAGGCUCGGGCACGGAUCGUCUGGCGGAGGUUCGCCAAGAUCAGGCUCGGGAGGGCUAGAUCCAGGCUCGCCCUAUUCAGACGACUACCCGCCUUCUCUUCAAGCCGUAGACCUGAGGUCCCCAGGGGGUCCCAUGGAUAUGUCUCCUGAUUCCAUGGGGGGCUAUGAGGGGCAGGGCGGGUUCGGGUUUGGAGGGUUUGGGCUUAUGACAGACAUCCCUUGA